This is a messenger RNA of Linepithema humile (Argentine ant), 509 nucleotides long. NCBI's taxonomy places the organism in Eukaryota, Metazoa, Arthropoda, Insecta, Hymenoptera, Formicidae. The record is from RefSeq and is a predicted model, not a curated record.
GGGUAUAUAAGGAGAUCUUAGGCAAUCGAAUGAUCACUUCAUGCGAUUCGCAUAGUGUAAAGUGUCAAGAAAAGACCCAAAUUUCUUCAAACGACAAUAUGAAAGCUACACUUUAUCUCGCACUUGUGGUAUGCCUGGUGGCUACAUUUUACGCCCAGGCUCAAGAGGUCACAUGUCCAGAAGAUUCAGAUGAUGACGAAAAAGAAGCCAUCAUCAUACCACACCCUUCCAACUGUAAACAUUACUUUGUUUGUGACCAUGGCCGAGCAAUUGUGAUGGAGUGUCCUGAGGGCUUACAUUUCAAUCCCGACAAAAAAGUGUGCGAUUUUCCAGCAUCGGCUGGCUGCAAAGCUGAAGGUUAUUAAUUUACAUCUAUGACAUCGUAACUGCCAACAACGAUAAAAUAAUAAAUAAAUAUUGCUUUCCCAUGCGAUCACCACACGGCUUGUACAAACGACUUUUAUGUACAUAUUUUUCCUAAUUAAUAAAUAUAUAUUCUUUAUUUAAAA